Molecule: messenger RNA, 1218 nt
Organism: Closterium sp. NIES-65
Lineage: Eukaryota; Viridiplantae; Streptophyta; Zygnematophyceae; Desmidiales; Closteriaceae
Source: the annotation of a GenBank genome assembly
AUGUUGGUGACUGAGGCCCUUCGCGCCGCCAUCAAGGAGGCCAAGUCCGUCACGGACAAGCCCACCAUGAUCAAGAUCACCACCACCAUCGGCUACGGUUCCCCCAACAAGGCCAACUCGUACGCCGUCCACGGUGCUGCUCUCGGUGCCAGCGAGGUCACCGCAACCAGGGAGAACCUCAACUGGCCUUAUGCGCCAUUCGAAGUCCCUGCUGAGGUCUAUGAGCACACGCACAAGAAGAUUGAGGAGGGUGCCAAGCUGGAGGCUGACUGGAACGCUCUUCUGGCUAAGUACGAGAAGGAGUACCCCACGGAGGCCGCCCAGUUCAAGCAGCUCAUCAGCCUCGAGCUGCCAGAGGGCUGGGAGAAGGCCCUUCCGACCUACACCCCUCACAUGCCAGGGGAUGCUACCCGCAACCUGUCCCAAGUGAUGCUCAACGCCCUGGCCGAUGUUCUCCCCGGCCUUGUUGGUGGCUCUGCUGAUCUGGCCUCCUCCAACAUGACCCUGCUGGAGAAGCACGGUAACUUCCAGAAGGACACCCCUGCUGAGAGGAACAUCCGCUUCGGUGUGCGCGAGCACGCCAUGGGAGCCAUCGCCAACGGUAUCCAGCUUCACCACACUGGCCUCAUCCCCUACGUCGCCACCUUCUUCAUCUUCUCCGACUACAUGCGCAAUGCCAUCCGCAUCUCCGCGCUCGGCGAGACUGGUAUCAUUCAGGUCAUGACCCACGACUCCAUUGGUCUUGGAGAGGACGGCCCCACUCACCAGCCUAUUGAACACCUAGCGUCCUUCCGCGCCAUGCCCAACCUGCUGAUGAUGAGGCCUGCUGACGGCAACGAGACUGCGGGGGCGUACAAGGUGACUGUGCAGAACAGGAAGAGGCCGACUGUGCUUGCUCUCUCCCGCCAAAAGCUGCCCAACCUUCCCGGCACCUCCAUCGAGGGCACACAGAAGGGUGGAUACACCAUCAGUGACAACUCAUCUGGCAAGCCUGACGUGAUCCUCAUGGCCACCGGCUCUGAGCUCGAGAUGGCGGAGAAGGCAGCCAAGAUCCUCAGGGACGAGGGCAAGGGUGUGCGCGUUGUCUCCAUGGUCUGCUGGGAGCUGUUUGAGGAGCAGCCCGAGGAGUACAAGAAGUCUGUCCUCCCUGAUGAUGUCCGUGCUCGUGUCUCUGUUGAGGCUGGCUCCACCCUCGGCUGGCACAAGUACAAACCCUAG